Messenger RNA from Centropristis striata (black sea bass), 2946 nucleotides. RefSeq names its product trehalase (brush-border membrane glycoprotein) (gene treh). Gene Ontology annotation, molecular function: alpha,alpha-trehalase activity. NCBI's taxonomy places the organism in Eukaryota, Metazoa, Chordata, Actinopteri, Perciformes, Serranidae. Bases 47 to 1786 code for a protein of 579 amino acids. Gene Ontology annotation, biological process: trehalose catabolic process. The transcript has 15 exons. The record is from RefSeq and is a predicted model, not a curated record.
UCACUGCUGCCUGUUACUUGACUUCCACUUCAGUUUGUAGUUCAGGAUGUACAAGUUGGUGCUAUUUUUCUUUUCGUCAGCGGCUCUUUUCGCCUGUCUAAAUGGCGCUUUUCCACCACCGUGUGACAGUGAAAUAUACUGCACCGGGCCUCUCUUGCAUCAGGUACAGAAAGCUAAACUGUUUGAUGAUGACAAAUACUUUGUUGACAUGAAGCUGAGGGAAACUCCUGAUGUAGUUUUAUCUGCUUUUCGCAACCUUUCAAAUGAAUCCCCAAACCCCACUGUCCCGCUUGGCAAACUGCAGGAGUUCCUCAGGGCUUACUUUGAGAAACCGGGGACAGAGUUUGAGUCAUGGACGCCGCCAGACUGGCAUGACAAGCCAAAGUUCCUUGAAGGAAUAGCGGACCGAGAACUACGUGCCUGGGCUGAAAAGAUCCAUACUCUAUGGAAGUCUCUCGGCAGAAAGAUCCGCAUCGAUGUUAAAGAUCACCCAGAGCUCUACUCGCAGAUAUACACCCCACAUCCCGUUGUUGUGCCAGGGGGCCGCUUCAGGGAGCUCUACUAUUGGGACUCCUACUGGGUCAUCAACGGGCUCCUGCUGUCAGAGAUGACAGACACGGCCCACGGGAUGAUUCAAAACUUCCUCUACCUUGUCAACAGAUAUGGCUUCAUUCCAAAUGGUGGGCGGAUUUACUAUGAAAGGCGCAGUCAGCCUCCAUUUCUCACUCUAAUGGUGGAGAGCUACUAUCAAGCAACCAAGGAUAAAGAGUUCCUCAGAGCAGCUUUACCAGCUCUGGAGCAGGAGUACCGAUUCUGGAUGGAGAACCGUUCUGUGACGGUCCAAGUAAACGGUGCAGAGCAUGUACUGAACCGCUACCAUGUGCUGGUGGGCCUGCCCAGGCCUGAAUCCUACACGGAUGAUCUGGAAUUAGCUGAGGGACUCACUGAUGAUGGUAAAGAGCAGCUGUGGAUGGAACUGAAAGCGGGAGCAGAGUCUGGCUGGGACUUCACAUCCCGCUGGUAUGUAAACGGUGACAUCCACAACAACGCGACCCUCAGGGAGACCAGCACCAGUCACUUCCUCCCCACUGACCUCAACGCUCUGCUCUGCCUCAAUGAGAAGACUCUUGCUUCAUUUCACAGAAUACUGGGUGACGGUGACUCAGCAGCACUGUUUGACCAGGCUGCAGCCCGCAGACGGGGGGCCAUAGAGGCUGUGAUGUGGGAUGCUGAGAGGGGAGCCUGGUUUGACUACAACCUGAUGACGCACUCCAAACACUUUGAGUUUUACCCCUCCAACCUGGCACCUGUUUGGGCACACUGCUAUUCUGGGCCUGAGAUGGGAGAGAAGGCAGUGCAGUAUCUAAAGGGGAGUGGUGCUCUCAAGUUCCCCAAUGGAGUCCCAACAUCGCUGAGGGAGUCUGGGCAGCAGUGGGACUAUCCUAAUGCAUGGCCUCCUUUACAACACAUGCUCAUCGAUGGUUUAUCCAAACUGCCUUCAGAGGAUGCUAAACAACUAGCAUUUGAUUUAGCCCAGCGUUGGAUUAAGACAAACUGGGUGGCAUACACAAAGUAUGAAGCCAUGUUUGAAAAGUAUGAUGUGAACGGCGAUGGCAGACCUGGUGGUGGAGGAGAAUAUGAAGUUCAGCUUGGUUUCGGCUGGACCAAUGGCGUGGCCCUGCAGCUCCUGGACCAGUAUGGGGCGACUCUCACCGCAGGAAGCAGACGAGUGUCUUCUGGCCUCCUGCUGCCUCUGGUCAUCUCAGCCGCUCACAUGCUUCAGUGAGUCAGAGGUGACAACAGAGCCUGACUGGAGGUUGCAUUUUAUUAUUCCUGGUUUCACAGCACUACAUCAUUUCUUCCCACUGACCGACUUUAAACACACAACAAUUGACACUGAGAAUGAGACUAAAUUUAGCAUCCUUUAAAAAACACCUGAUAUUUUCUUAACCCAUAAGAACCCACGGUGACACGGGUGUAACAAACACUUUAAAUCUUCUAUAAUCUCCCACAUUCAGCUUUAUGCUUCACUUCUCCAAAACGUGGCUGUGACUGGAAACAGAAAUCCAAAAAAAGUAGCUAAUUUCAAAAAGCUUAUUUUUUGUAUAGGCUAAGUUUAAACCUAUUUAACAAUUCUUAACAAUUUAUUAUUAUUUUGUUACUUAAAAAUAAAUCUGAAAAAUAAUUUGUUGUUAAACAGCACUAUUAAUGUCACAAUUUUAAUAUAUUUUGUGGAGAUGCAGAGAAAAAGAUAAAUUUGUGUUUCUGUAAGUAGAAAAGGUGUCGAGUUUAUUUAUAUUAAAAUAAGAAAUACCAUAAAAAUAAAUACCAUAAUUGCCCAAUGUGACAUAUAUGUCACAUCACAGAUCUUUGACAUUUAGGGAUAGUAUCUUUUUAAAAAAAAACCAUAAAUGUGUUCUAUGUGGUCUGGGUUCUUAUGGAUUAAUCAUAUAUGAUCAGGAUCACUUUUAUUUGUGAAGGAAACAGGAUCAAAUUUAUCCUAAACUAAGAAUUCCUUUGAUGAAUAUUUUAGUAUUUACUCUCAGAGGUAAAUGAUCUCUGGCGAUAUCAGAAGAUGCAGAUCAUGUUGGUGCUUCUGGACUCUCUCCAGCAACACGGCGGUUAGUGCUUGGGUUGCAGCAUUAACUCGUCCCAGAUAUUGAACUGACAUUACAAACAGUUAUUCACCUAAUUCAAUUAUAAAGUUUAUUGCUGAACUACAGUUUAACUCACUCCGAGGCCUUCCAUUUGCAUGCAAACUGAAGCUGGAAUGUAAAUGAGCUCAUGUGAGAAAUAAAAUGUGAAGUGAAUAUAUUAACGGUGUUUAAAAUGUAGCAGUCUUUAUUACAGACUCCCCAAGACACUUUUUUUCAAUUUACCAAGCAAUUUUCAGAUGACAGUACUGAUAUAAAAAUCACAUAAUCACAUGUUAAAUAUAGUGAUGAA